Messenger RNA from Colletotrichum truncatum, 2472 nucleotides. RefSeq lists its product as uncharacterized. NCBI's taxonomy places the organism in Eukaryota, Fungi, Ascomycota, Sordariomycetes, Glomerellales, Glomerellaceae. The record is from RefSeq and is a predicted model, not a curated record. Gene Ontology annotation, molecular function: zinc ion binding; helicase activity; nucleic acid binding.
AUGGCGUCAGUUAUUAAUAAUGAGGAGCAAAACAAUCUCACAGCUUUCGUUCGCCGUACUGCAUCAAACAAAACCAUUCGCGCAGAGGUUUUUGCCGUCAAUGCGCUUCACAAUCCCGCGUCAGCCACAAACGUACUGAUCGCACCUCAGAGUGUCGAAGCUUUCCACUAUGUGCAGAGCUUCAAGCGUGUUGAGAGCACGCCCACUGUAAACCUGCAUGAAAUCUUCCCAGUUCUUCGCGCAUUUUCUCAGCCCGAAAACCAACUGACGCUGUUCGCGUGUCCCGAGCAGAUCGUAUCUCAGUACAAGAAACUGGACGCGGCCAAGAAGCUCCUAAUCAGUCGCCUUAACAACCUGCCUGCUGGAAUAGCCUUUAUUCCAGGAGUCGCUGGCUCUGGAAAAACCGAACUGAUCAAGUUCAUUGUCGCAGCAUGCAUGUUCGGACAGGGAACAGCAAUACCUGUGCCAACAUUGUACCUUGCCCCGAACAAUCAGGCAGUGGAUGAUAUGGCCAAAAAGUUACAGGAAUACUUCCAAAAGCUGGACCUGGAAGGUUCCCCGACUAUCAUGCGCCUGUACAAUUUGGACUUUGAGGUCAAGUCUGUCAUUCGUGUUCUUGCACCCGGCCCUGUCAACUCUUACCAGUACUUCGACAAAAGGAAGGCUCAAGAUGUCAUCCAAGCAAUGGAUUCCGACGCUGAAAAACAAGACCCAACAGAUCGAGCAUAUCAGUUUCUUGCGAUCUACCAGUUUGAGAAGAUGGGUCUCGAAAUGAACGAAAAGAACGAGAACAGUCGUUCCAAGCGGACUCGAUCUACCAACAUAUGCGCAGAUACCGCCGCCGUUGCUUACUACAAGGAUCACAUAGACAAGUAUCGUGACCUUAGGGACAUCCUUACAAUCAGCGAUCGAGAUGGCAAGUUGAGUGACGAUCUGCUCAAGGAAGCGCGACUGUUGGUCAAGAAUGUUUUUCACGAUAUGCUGGCCGACUUUAAAGGCAUCAUUUGCACGACAUCAGUGGUCUCUGCUAGUGCAACGGUAAAACGUUUCUCAGCCGAAAUGUUGUUCAUAGACGAAGCCGCACGUCAAUCAGAACUCAGCUCACUUAUCAGUUUCGCUCACUAUCAACCUCGUGCUUGGUUCUUUUUGGGGGACACGGCACAGCUCAAGCCUUACGUUGGGCAAGACUCCAAAAGAACCGACAAUCCAUUCAUCAGACAGAUGUCUGUGUCUCUACUCGAGAGAGCAGUCUUGGCCGGUGUCGAGCUAGGAUGGCUGGACGUUACUCACCGCCUCCGAGGAAACCUUCGUCAGGUUUCGUCCAAGAUUAAUUAUGGAAAUCGCAUGAAGACCAUUAGUCGUACUGACUGGAACUGGUCGCCUUCAACAGUUGCAUUCUCAGAGGAGAUGAAAAGACUAGUCGGUGAAUCAUUAGUCAUUGAUGAUCCAUCUCGUGUGGUGUUGCAGUUCCCUUUUGCCCAGGCGACUCUGGCUGGAAGCUCAUCAAUGAACAUCACGCACGUGAGAUGGGUGGUUAGUCAAGUCAAGAAGAUGUUGAAAAACCCACAGCUGCAGAAUGUCGACUCGACUAAAAUGGCUAACUUUCUCAUCCUGCCUUUGUACAAAGCUCAAGUUGACUUGUACCGAAAAACACUGCUGGAUGAGAGGAUCCAGGGAAGCAUCUCAGGCGAGGACUAUCGACGGAUUGAAGUCCGAACCCUUGACUCUUCCCAAGGUGAGGAGCGAGAUCUGGUUAUCGUUGAUUACGUGCAAACGCACAAGGCCGGAUUCUGCGUGGACCCGAAUCGCAAUUGCCUGGCCACCACCCGAGCACAGCAAUGCGAGAUUCUUAUCAUCAAUGCUGGAAUGAUCAACUCUCCACGUCUCGAAAACAGCAAACCUGGACAAAUCAUUGCAGCAGUUAGACGUCUCGGAUGUGUUCUCAAAAUACCAUCCUGCACCAACUGCGAGGAUCCAAGCCACAACGAUGAUGACUGCCCUGUCACUGUGAAGAGUUGCAACUGGUGCAAAGAGAUAGGACAUUCGCGUGCGAAUUGCCCCAAAGUACAGUGCACUAAUUGCCGUGAACUUGGUCAUAUAGAGCCCAAUUGCAAAGUCCCAAAGCUCUGUCAGCAGUGCGGUGAAGUUGCAACAACUGAUCAUCACAAGGUUUGCUUAGGCAUGAAGAUUUGCUCCGUUUGCUGGAAAUGCCACACAGGCGACCCAUGUGAGAUUUGUUUUCACUGCAGAGGGAAAGGUCACAAGGCAUCUGCUUGUUUUCACAACCCUGCCUCCAACAAGACGGCCAAAACCCGAGCGAUCAACUGCAACUGUUGCGGAGAAUUGGGUCACAAGGCCGGCGACUGUCCCAACAAACCAGCUCGGGCAUGUCACUCAUGUGCUCUGAAGACCAUGUCAACAAGGACUGUCCCACACCGAAAUGCAAACGAUGUAAACAAUUGGGCCACAUGA